Lentinula edodes (shiitake mushroom) is the source of this 1401-nucleotide messenger RNA. RefSeq names its product kinase-like domain-containing protein. The record is from RefSeq and is a predicted model, not a curated record. Lineage: Eukaryota; Fungi; Basidiomycota; Agaricomycetes; Agaricales; Omphalotaceae. Gene Ontology annotation, biological process: protein phosphorylation; mitotic G2 DNA damage checkpoint signaling. Gene Ontology annotation, cellular component: nucleus; site of double-strand break; cytoplasm. Gene Ontology annotation, molecular function: protein kinase activity; ATP binding. The coding region runs from base 1 to 1401 and encodes 466 amino acids. The transcript has 11 exons.
AUGGACGUCAGAUACCCCAAAGUAGCAGGAUUUGAUCUGGUCCAGCAGAUAGGUGAUGGUGGCUCCUCCAAAGUCUUUGAAGCUAUCAAUGCCUUAGACAACCGUGUUGCGGCCUGCAAAGUGAUCCCCAUCACAAAUCAGACUACCGACAAUGACCGUAAACUACUUAGCAAAGAAGCACGCAUACACGCAGUAAUGAAGCACGAGCAUGUCCUGGAGCUCCUUGCAACAGUAAUCGUGGAACUCAAAUACCAGAAAUUUUAUGUCCCAGGUGUAUAUAUGCUGAUUGAGCUGGCUGCUGGAGGAGAGUUGUUUGACAAGAUUACCCCAGAUGUAGGUAUGGGUGAACAAAUUACACAAUUCUACUUUAAGCAGUUGCUUGCUGGAGUGGAGUACAUUCAUAGCAAGGGCAUAUGUCACCGCGAUUUGAAACCUGAAAACCUGUUAUUAGAUGUCAAUGGAAACCUCAAAGUUGGGGACUUUGGGCUAUCUGCAGUCUUCCGCCUAGGCAAUGGUAAAACUAGAAGGCUAUCUGAAAAAUGCGGAAGUUUGCCCUACGUCGCCCCCGAGGUGAUCAGCGACGACACUUAUGCUGCAGAGCCCAUUGACAUAUGGGGAACUGGUGUAAUUUUAUUCAUGCUCCUUGUUGGCAAGAUACCAUGGACCGAACCCACAAUACAAAGUGCAGAAUAUCAGAAAUACAUAUCAGGACUUAUUUUUGAGAAAGUACCCUGGACUAAGUUGAGUGAUGAUGCGCUUUCCCUCAUAUGUGGCUUAGUAACUAUUGACCCAUCCCAACGAUUGACCCUCUCUGAAGCAAUGCAACAUCCAUGGUACACCCGAGAAAAUGUACUUGCACACCAAAGUAGUGAAGUACUUGCCAGCAAGCUAGUGCAGUCAGCUUCUAUAGAUACCUUAUCCCAGCCCACCAAUCAGUAUGGCUGGAGUAUUAAUUUACAAAGCCACCAAUGUUUCCUGUAUGCACAUAGUAGCUCACUGUUUAUCUUCAGUCCUGACUCCACACAGUCACAGACUCAGUUAGGCACAUGUUACACCCCAUGCCUCACCUGGUUCCAUGCAUCCCUUGGCCCAGUGUUGCUGGUACCGAUCAUGAAAGAGGCCCUGGUUGAUUUGGGAAUUAGUUACAAAGAAAGUUUUCAAGGGGGUGAUUAUGAAACAGGCAUCAAUGGAGAAUGGAAACUGGAAAUCAAGGGCCGAGAUGCACAGAAGAUGUCCUUCUCAGGAUGGAUUGAGAUGGAAAACUUUAUGCAUGAGGAGAUAAAGGGGUCCUUUUGCAUAAUGUCACGGGCCAAGGGUGAACCCCUUUCAUGGCAACAAACUUUCCAGUCUCUGCUUGAAUCAAAUGCAGUGAGCCCCCAUAUCAUCAGGACCAAGAUUUGA